Alternaria burnsii is the source of this 1116-nucleotide messenger RNA. Its product is annotated as heme-dependent catalase. Bases 1 to 1116 code for a protein of 371 amino acids. The transcript has 3 exons. NCBI's taxonomy places the organism in Eukaryota, Fungi, Ascomycota, Dothideomycetes, Pleosporales, Pleosporaceae. Gene Ontology annotation, molecular function: heme binding. The record is from RefSeq and is a predicted model, not a curated record.
AUGUCUUUUCCAGAAGCAUACAGCAGCGUGAGGCGUGCUAUUUCAUCCGCACCGCCGAACAAUUCCUACCUUCGCUGGGAUGCGCCUGGCGUGGAGGCACCAAAGCCUAACGAGGUUGAGACGGCAAAGAAGAUUGGAGAGACGAUGAACCGGAUGCAACAGCACAACUUCGAUCAGCAUAGGCAUGCUUAUCGGGCAACUCACGUCAAGACGCAGGGUAUCGUCAAGGGCAAGAUGACUGUGCUUCCAGAUUUGCCGGCACAUUUACAGCAAGGCCUUUUCAAGACCCCGGGGCAGGCGUACAAUGUUGCAGCACGAUAUGCAAACGAACCUGUCUUUCUUCAGGCCGACCAGGAACCUGGGCCUCGCGGUCUGGGAAUGCGAGUAUUUGGAGUGCAGGGAGAGAGGCUCCAAAGCGCUGACCCUGAAGCUAGUACCCAGGAUUUCUUCUUUAACAACGCUCCGUCCAUCGAACUGACCGACAUCGAUACCUGUCUUGAGAUCAUGCAACUGAGAGAGAAGUACUUUGAUAGUCCCUUGAAACUGGCUGCAGCGACGAAACUAAGGACAGAUGCAAUCAAACAAAGUGCACCUGGUAUGCUUCCGAAUACCAACAUAAUCAGCCACUCGUUCUACACACAAAGCGCAUUUAGAUUUGGGGACUGGUAUGGCCACAUGGCGCUUUUUCCGGUACUUGACGACAUGAAGAACCGAACCGAGAAAGUCAAGAGCGGUGACUCUCGAGAAGUGCUUCGAGACUGGCUGUCGGAAUACUUUGCCCAAAACGGCGCCAAGUAUGAGUUUAAAAUUCAGCUAGGUACCUCACCUGAUCAUCAUCCAACUGAAGACGGAUCAGUAGUGUGGGAUGAAGCUACCGCACCAUACCAGACGAUCGCGACAGUUGAAUUUCCACCGCAAGAUGCCCUGAGCGACGAGCGACGAGUGUUCUGGGAAGACACAAUGAAGCUGAACCCAUGGGACGGUAUGGUUGAUCACCAGCCACUAGGCAGUAUCAAUCGCUUGAGGAAAACGGUGUAUGAGAUGAGCAGGAAGAAGCGCGAAGCUGCAAACGCCACGCCGACUCAAGCAAUCAACAGUAUCGACGAGGUGCCAUAG